Eimeria acervulina is the source of this 1317-nucleotide messenger RNA. RefSeq lists its product as hypothetical. The transcript has a single exon. The record is from RefSeq and is a predicted model, not a curated record. NCBI's taxonomy places the organism in Eukaryota, Apicomplexa, Conoidasida, Eucoccidiorida, Eimeriidae. Bases 1 to 1317 code for a protein of 438 amino acids.
AUGCUGCCGGUUGGGAGCUGUGCGGAGUUAAAAGCUGCUGCAGCAACUACCAGCAGCAAAGAAGCUGCUGCUGAAGUUGGGUGCUCUCUUCUGCUGCCUCUGUCUCUAGACGAGUUGCUGCAGCAGCAUUCUCCUUCGGGAGGGCGUGCGUACGGCAGCAGCAGCAGCAGCAGCAACUGCAGCGGCAGCAGCAGCAGCAGCAGCAGCAACAGCUUCAAUCCGCAGCUAACUCCAGAUGCUUGCCCUCUUUCUAAUUUAGAAGAGCAACGUAGAGUUCGCUUCUGUGAGUAUAAUGAAGAGUGGCUGCUGACAGAAGAAGCAUCUCUCGCGAGCUGUGGGGCCCGUGUCCCUGAAGAUGUUGCUGUCCCAGAUGCAGCAGCAGCAGCAGCAGGGGUAUGGCCAGUUGCUUCUGCUGCAGCUGCUGCUGAUGAUGAUGAUGAUGCGGCUGCAGCAACUUCAGGAUCUGCUUGCAUGCAUGCGGCAACAGAGGAGACACAUCAAUCUACAAUUUGGGGUGUAUGUACACCUCAAAAUACAUCAAUGCAUCAGCAUCUGAAUUCUUCUUACCGCUGCCUCUCGUCUCCCCCUGCUUUUGCUGCUGCAGCAGCAGAAACAACAGCAGGAGAAGAAGAAGCAGGAACAGCAGAAGCAGCAGCACCAGCAGCAGCAGCAGCUGAUGCAGCUGCAGCCACAGCAGCUUCUAGCAGGGAGGAAGGAGAAGGAGAAGAGUUAGAAGAGGGGGGAUUUGCUUUUUGGGGGUAUAGGGAGACACCCCACACUCCUCCUGGGAUCGGAUCCCACGCUGCUGCUGGGAUCCGAUCCCAGCAGCAGCGGCAGCGACGCCACACGGCCCCACACCCUUCUUUAAGAACUGCUCUUAUUCGUUUUGCUGAUGGUAGCCUGCAAAGAAGGCUGCUGCAUGCACCGCCGUCUCCAGCCUCAAGCCAGCCCCACAAAUCUGCUGUAAAGCAGCAGCAGCAGCAGCAGCUGCUGCUGCAGCAGCAGGAAGGAGCUGCUAUGCUGCAUGCAGUGGCGUGCUACCAGAACAUUGCUCAGCCAGGUGUAUCAGCAGCAGCAGCAUCUUCAUUAUCAUCAUCAUCAGCAGCAGCAGCUACAGCAACUGCUGCUGCAGAUGCUGCUGCUGCUGCAGGCGCAUGCAGCCCCGAAAGAAGCUUGUCUAUGUGCAGCAGAAGCCAGCAGCAAUUAGAUAAAUCGGUGUCUUCUGUCUCUACAUAUUUGCAGCAAAAUAAGAGUACUGUUAUGUACGCCUGCUGCGACGCCCCCUUCGUAGAUGUAGCAGCAUUCAAACAAGAAUAA